Messenger RNA from Mangifera indica (mango), 1417 nucleotides. RefSeq names its product nuclear pore complex protein NUP35. Gene Ontology annotation, cellular component: nuclear pore nuclear basket; nuclear pore central transport channel; nuclear membrane. Bases 177 to 1172 code for a protein of 331 amino acids. The transcript has 4 exons. The record is from RefSeq and is a predicted model, not a curated record. Lineage: Eukaryota; Viridiplantae; Streptophyta; Magnoliopsida; Sapindales; Anacardiaceae. Gene Ontology annotation, biological process: nuclear pore organization; NLS-bearing protein import into nucleus; regulation of DNA-templated transcription. Gene Ontology annotation, molecular function: phospholipid binding; single-stranded DNA binding; structural constituent of nuclear pore.
UGAAGGUAGGUUCUUUCAGUCAUUUCACUAAAAAACCAAUUAAAAUUUCGAUCUGAGGUUUAGGGUUUCGGAAACAUUCUCUGUGAAAGAGUUCCGUUCAUUCUCUACUCUUCGGAGACGGUAAAGAAGAAAUAUAAAACAGAAUAAAAACAACCAAGUAAUUACAGCUUCUUGAAAUGAGCAGUACAGUGCAUAGAACUCCCAAGUCUGGAGGUGGCAGGCAAUCGCCAUUUUUCCAAGAUUUAGCAUCACCAAUUUCUGCUCGUAGAGGGAAAUUUUCAAGUCCGGGUCAGGCUGCAGCAGUUUCAGCUCUGUGGCGUGAGAAUUUUGGGGGUUCAGAUCUUCCACCUCCUCCCAUGUACACCUUGGAUGACCGCUCUGAUUUCUCUCCAGAGUCUGGGUUUCUUGACUACCCAUCAUCGCCGGAAGUAAAGUCAUACUUGAAAACUCCUGCUCAAACUUCUGGUCGGGACUUUUCAUCAACUCCAGCUAAGGGGAAAUCAGAGACAUCUUUUGCUGUCAGAGGUGGGCUGCAGAAUCAGCAGGGUUCACCAGGCUUAGGUUGGUGGUUGCCAACAAAGUCUGGUAGCAGUGAACAAGAAGACAAAGCCAGGGGUUCGCCAGUUGAGGGUGUGGUGCAGCCUGGUGCUUUGAUCAUUCUUCCUCCACCAAGGGAAGUUGCUAGGCCUGAGAUGCAGAGAAAUAGCUUACCUGCUGGGAACCUUGAUGAGGAAGAAUGGGUUACCGUUUAUGGAUUUUCCCCAGCAGAUACCAACUUGGUUUUGCGGGAGUUUGAAAAGUGUGGUGUGAUCUUGAAACAUGUUCCAGGUCCAAGAGAAGCUAACUGGAUGCACAUUCUGUAUCAGAAUCGUUCUGAUGCGCAGAAGGCCCUCAAUAGAAAUGGGAUGCAAAUCAAUGGAGUAUUAAUUGUAGGUGUGAAACCAGUGGAUCCCAUGCUACGCCAGGCUUUAAAUGAAAGGCUUAACAAUCAAGGAUUUAUGACUUUGGCCCCUCCAUCAAGCAGAACCUCAGAGCUGAAUGCAUCAAGAGCCUCUUCUCAUCCCUAUUAUCUCCAAAACGGAACCACAAAUGCUCGGCAGUCAGGUGGUGCCAUGGCUUCCCCAUCAAAGUCAAUGGUGUCCAAAAUCAUGGAUUUGAUGUUUGGUCUUUAAGUUUGCUGUUGUCUCACCUCAAAGAUUCAUCAUAUUUAUUAUUAACAAAUUGUCAAAUGUUCCUUCGGCAAUUCAAAUGUAUAAUUGAGAGUUCAACAAAUCUUCUUUUGAGCUUGAUGCUUGAAUCAAUAUUACUCCUUUAUGGGAAGUGCCACAUUUCUUCUUGUCAUGGACAUUGUACUAGAGCACCGUGUAAACAUUCUCUUGAGGUUGAGAAAUGAUAGUUUGUGCUCGCAUUGUCUCUA